Molecule: messenger RNA, 1704 nt
Organism: Rosa chinensis
Lineage: Eukaryota; Viridiplantae; Streptophyta; Magnoliopsida; Rosales; Rosaceae
Product: rubisco accumulation factor 1.1, chloroplastic
Exons: 1
Coding region: 77-1423 (448 amino acids)
Cellular component (GO): chloroplast
Source: RefSeq, a predicted model, not a curated record
ACUCUGAGCAACCAUCAUCAUCAUCUUGGAGAGAUAAGGGACCAAAGCUUCUUCCUUUCCACUUCCAUUUUGCACCAUGCUUUCCUUAACAUCAAACACCCUCAAACCCUUCUUCUCUCCCUUCACCUCCACCUCCACCACCACCCUAAACCCUCACCCACCUCAUCUCCUCUACCCAAAACCUUCGCUUAAACCCAUCUCAGCCUCCAUCCAAAACUUCCCCUCUUCCACCCCAAAACCAAAACCAAAACCAAACCAACAAGUCUACCAACCUUUCCGGCCACCCCCUUCUCCCAUCCCGGAGAAAUACCGCUCCUUGGACGCCAAUGGCCGUCUCGAAAUCCUCGCCAACCGUCUCGGCUUAUGGUACGAGCUCGCCCCAUUGAUCCCUUCUCUACUUCAACAGGGCUUCACCCCUCCCACCAUUGAAGAAAUCACAGGGAUGUCCUCGGUUGAGCAGAACCGACUAGUCGUGGCAGCUAAAGUGAGGGACUCUCUGAUCCAUUCCAAGACGGACCCAGAAAUCGUGGCGGAGUUUGACACCGGAGGGUCGGAGUUGUUGUAUGAAAUAAGGCUGCUCAGUGUUCAGCAGCGGGCGGCGGCGGCGAGGUUCAUUUUGGAGAAGAAGCUUGAUGCAAAAGGAGCUGAGGACCUCGCACGUGCCACUAAGGACUUCCCAAGGAGGCGCGGGGAUAAGGGUUGGGAGAGCUUUGAUUAUACACACCCUGGAGAUUGUUUGGCGUUUAUGUACUAUAGGCAAGCUAGGGAGCAUAAGAAUCCUUCUGAGCCUAGGACUUCGGCUUUGGAGGAGGCAUUGAAGGUUGUGGAGAGUGAGAAGGCGAGGAAUGUGAUUCUUAAGGAGUUGGGAGGGGAGAGUGGGGAGAGUGAAGAGGAAGGGGAUGUUGUGGCGGGGGUGAAGGUUCCGGUGGUGAGGUUACAGUUUGGGGAGGUGGCAGAGUCGAGUAGGGUGGUGAUAUUGCCGGUUUGUAAGGCGGAGGAGAAGGAUAAGGAGGUAAUGGAGGCGCCGUGGGAGUGUGAGAGUGAGGGGGAGUUUGGUGUGGUGGUGGCGGAGAAGGGGUGGAAGAGGUGGGUGGUGCUGCCGGGGUGGGAGCCGGUUGUGGGGUUAGGAAAGGGGGGAGUGGUGGUGUCGUUUAGCGAUGCUAGGGUGUUGCCAUGGAAGGUGAAUAGGUGGUAUAAGGAGGAGCCUAUAUUGGUGGUGGCUGAUAGGAGUAAGAAGGAUGUGGAAGCUGAUGAUGGGUUUUAUUUGGCAGCCAUGGAUGGGGGUGAUAUGGGGUUUAAGGUUGAGAGGGGAUCGGCAUUGAAGGAAGCUGGUGUGACGGAGAGUUUGGGGACUGUGGUGUUGAUAGUGAGGCCACCAAAAGAUGAGACAGAAAAUGAAUUGGCUGACGAAGAUUGGGAGUGAAGGAAUGUGAGGAACUGAGGAUUUUGUUGUUGUAUGUGAAUCUUUGUGACAACUUACAAUGGAGAUUUAUACAAUUUAUACAAGAACUUUCAGUAAUGUUGGACACAUGAGAUGAGGUUUAGAUCAAUGCUCUAGAAGGGUUUUUUGCUCUCCUUACUUCUCUAGCCUUGAUGGCCAUGUUGUUGUAAUUUUCAGUUUUGUUCUUUUGUAGGAGGGUUUACCCUUUGUUUGUUGAUCUUACAUGUUGUUCAGUAUAUAUAAAAUGCUCUAUGAGUUCAUAA